UCCCCGAAGGUGUGCUGCCGCUUGCUGUGCACUUACAGCCUUCCCUGAAAGCGUCCAAUCCCCAUAAACUUAUCAUCCCCUUGUAUCCCUCAAUCCAAAAUAUUUUAUAUCCUCCAACCUGCUAGCCAUGAUAUCUACUGCCCCUCUUCCUAAGGGAAGGCAUGUGGUUGGUAGAAACGAGACACCAUUAUAAAUACACAUAGACCAAGCAUCGCCGUGGCCAUCCCAUCUCCCCUGCAUUAGUUUCUCUUGCGUCUCUCCCACUCCAGUUCCUCGCCCCACGAGCUCAAACAGCAGCAUGUCGUGGUGGAACUUGAAGUGCGACUGCGGCCACCACGGCGGGUGCUGCCACGACGACUGUUGCAAGCGACGCAAGCGCUGCCGCAUCUUGGCCUGGAUCCUGGUCUUCAUCAUACUGAACCUCCUCAUCAUCCUCAUCAUCUGGCUCGCCCUCCGCCCCACCAAGCCCAAGUUCGACCUCCAGGACGCCUCCGUCUACGCCUUCAACGUCUCCUCCCCGAACAACCUCCUCUCCACCACCAUCCAGGUAACCAUCACCACCCGCAACCCCAACGCCCGCGUCGGCAUCUACUACGACCGCGUCGACGUCUUCGCCUCCUAUAAGUACCAGCAGAUCACACCCGCCACCGCCGUCCCUCCGUUUUACCAGGGCCAGAACGACGUCGACGUCUGGUCACCGUACCUCUACGGCGUCUCCGUCCCGGUGGCGCCCUACCUCGCCGAGGCUAUCUCCCAGGACCAGUCCUCCGGCUUCCUCCUCGUCCGCGUCAAGAUCGAGGGCCGGAUCCGUUGGAAGACGGGCUUCUGGGUCUCCGGUCACUACGACCUCUUCGUCACCUGCCCGGCCUUUCUUUCCUGCCAGUCCGGGAACGGCGUCGGCGACCCGACGGUCAUCAAGUUCCAGCAGAUCUCCACGUGUAACGUUGACGUCUGACAAUAUAUAUUUAUACAUCUCGUUUUCUAAAAUCGGAACUUCGUAAAAAGUAGUUCAUGGGGAAUUUCUCCCAUGCAUGGGUGUAGUUCUCUGGUGGACUUUGGUUUGACUUCCUCUACGCAUUCUUAUUUCAAUGAAAAAUGGAAACUAA
This is a messenger RNA of Elaeis guineensis (African oil palm), 1106 nucleotides long. RefSeq names its product NDR1/HIN1-like protein 1. Gene Ontology annotation, cellular component: plasmodesma; plasma membrane. The record is from RefSeq and is a predicted model, not a curated record. Gene Ontology annotation, biological process: defense response to other organism. Lineage: Eukaryota; Viridiplantae; Streptophyta; Magnoliopsida; Arecales; Arecaceae.